Anguilla anguilla (European eel) is the source of this 11857-nucleotide messenger RNA. RefSeq lists its product as uncharacterized. Gene Ontology annotation, cellular component: membrane. Bases 104 to 10822 code for a protein of 3572 amino acids. The record is from RefSeq and is a predicted model, not a curated record. Lineage: Eukaryota; Metazoa; Chordata; Actinopteri; Anguilliformes; Anguillidae. The transcript has 56 exons.
UCGAGCGAGACUUCCGGGAAAGCUGUUAGUACAGCUCCGUGAAGCUAGCGUCAAAAUUUUAUGAUUUUUUUCAUUAUGUAUUUGGCAACGAUACAGGUACUCGAUGUCCACUGAUUCAUGCAGCGGUAUGAUGAACAGUGCGGCGAGCGGAAUAAUGCGCGUGCUGUGCCUCAGUGCGCUGCAGGAGAGCCGAACAGGGGAGUGGCUCCGUCUGAUUGCUGCGGGACGAGCUUGGACUCCUCACGAGGAAGAGCUGCACGUGGAGGAUGAGGGAUUUGAAGAUGUGGAGGACGAGAGGGACCCAACGGCCCAUCAUCUUGCAGCACCAUCAGGCAGUGUGGAUGUGAGGCUGGUGAAUGGAAGCAGCCCAUGUGCUGGGAGAGUGGAGGUUUACCAUCAGGGAGAGUGGGGGACGGUGUGUGAUGAUGACUGGGAUUUGAAAGAUGCUGGGGUGGUGUGUGAACAGCUGGGCUGUGGAGAUGCUGUAGAUGCACCAGGAUAUGCUUACUUUGGAGAAGGGUCUGGGAAAAUAUGGAUGGAUAAUGUAUUCUGCAGGGGAUCAGAAUCCACACUGAAGGAGUGUGAGUCACAAGGAUGGGAUGAAGAAGACUGUGAUCAUCGAGAGGAUGCUGGAGUGAUCUGUUCAGAGGUCAGGCUGGUGGGUGGGGCUGACCUGUGCUCUGGGAGAGUAGAGGUGCAUCAUGGUAGCUCCUGGGGCACGGUGUGUGAUGCUGACUUUGACCAGCGGGACGCAGAGGUUGUGUGCAGGGAGCUGGGCUGUGGAGUUCCUAAAGAGCUGCGGGGGGCAGCUGCGUUUGGCCAGGGGGAGGGCCAGGUUUGGGCAGAGGAGAUUCAGUGUUCAGGCAACGAAUCUCAGAUUUACUUCUGUCCCAAAGCACCCUCACAAAAUCAACCCUGCUCCCAUGGAAACGAUGUGGGACUGGUGUGUUCUGGCAGUGAGGAUGUGAGGCUGGUGAAUGGAAGCAGCCCCUGUGCUGGGAGAGUGGAGGUUUACCGUCAGGGAGAGUGGGGGACAGUGUGUGAUAAUGACUGGGAUAUGCCAGAUGCUGGGGUGGUGUGUAGACAGCUGAGCUGUGGAGAUGCUGUAGAUGCACCAGGAGAUGCUCACUUUGGACACGGGUCUGGGAGAAUAUGGAUGGAUGAUAUAUACUGCUGGGGAUCAGAAUCCACACUGAAGGAGUGUGGGUCAGGAGGAUGGGGUGUACAUAACUGUAGUCAUGGAGAUGAUGCUGGAGUGAUCUGCUCAGCUCCAGCCCCUCAAAAAGUCAGGCUGGUGGGCGGGGCUGACCUGUGCUCUGGGAGAGUAGAGAUGAAUCUUCGGAGCUCCUGGGGCACGGUGUGUGAUGCUGACUUUGACCGGCGGGACGCAGAGGUUGUGUGCAGGGAGCUGGGCUGUGGAGUUCCUAAAGACCUGCGGGGGGCAGCUGCGUUUGGCCAGGGGGAGGGCCCGGUGUGGGCAGAGGAGAUUCAGUGUUCAGGCAACGAAUCUCACAUUUACUUCUGUCCCAAAGCACCCUCCCAGAAUGAAUCCUGCUCCCAUGGAAACGAUGUGGGACUGGUGUGUUCUGGCAGUGAGGAUGUGAGGUUGGUGAAUGGAGGCAGCCCCUGUGCUGGGAGAGUGGAGGUUUACCAUCAGGGAGAGUGGGGGACGGUGUGUGAUGAUGACUGGCAUAUGACACAUGCUGGGGUGGUGUGUAGACAGCUGGGCUGUGGAGAUGCUGUAGAAGCACCAAGAGAUGCUCACUUUGGACACGGGUCUGGGAGAAUAUGGAUGGAUGAUGUGUACUGCUGGGAAUCAAUAUCCAUACUGAGGGAAUGUGACUCACGAGGAUGGGGUAUACAUAACUGUGGUCAUGGAGAUGAUGCUGGAGUGAUCUGCUCAGCUCCAGCCCCUCGAAAAGUCAGGCUGGUGGGCGGGGCUGACCUGUGCUCUGGGAGAGUAGAGGUGCAUCAUGGGAGCUCCUGGGGCACGGUGUGUGAUGCUGACUUUGACCAGCGGGACGCAGAGGUUGUGUGCAGGGAGCUGGGCUGUGGAGUUCCUAAAGAGCUGCGGGGGGCAGCUGCGUUUGGCCAGGGGGAGGGCCAGGUUUGGGCAGAGGAGAUUCAGUGUUCAGGCAACGAAUCUCAGAUUUACUUCUGUCCCAAAGCACCCUCACAGAAUCAACCCUGCUCCCAUGGAAACGAUGUGGGACUGGUGUGUUCUGGCAGUGAGGAUGUGAGGCUGGUGAAUGGAGGCAGCCCCUGUGCUGGGAGAGUGGAGGUUUACCAUCAGGGAGAGUGGGGGACGGUGUGUGAUGAUGGCUGGCAUAUGACACAUGCUGGGGUGGUGUGUAGACAGCUGGGCUGUGGAGAUGCUGUAGCAGCACCAGGAGAUGCUCACUUUGGAGAAGGGUCUGGGAGAAUAUGGAUGAGUGAUGUGUCCUGCUGGGGAUCAGAAUCCACACUGAAGGAGUGUGACUCACCAGGAUGGGGUGAACAUGACUGUGGUCAUGGAGAUGAUGCUGGAGUGAUCUGCUCAGGCAGUGAGUAUGUGAGGCUGGUGAAUGGAAGCAGCCCCUGUGCUGGGAGAGUGGAGGUUUACCGUCAGGGAGAGUGGGGGACAGUGUGUGAUAAUGACUGGUAUAUGCCAGAUGCUGGGGUGGUGUGUAGACAGCUGAGCUGUGGAGAUGCUGUAGAAGCACCAGGAGAUGCUCACUUUGGAGAAGGGUCUGGGACAAUAUGGAUGAGUGAUGUGUCCUGCAGGGGAUCAGAAUCCACACUGAAGGAGUGCGACUCACGAGGAUGGGGUAAACAUAACUGUGGUCAUGGAGAUGAUGCUGGAGUGAUCUGCUCAGGCAACAUCAGGCUGGUGGGCGGGGCUGACCUGUGCUCUGGGAGAGUAGAGAUGAAUCUUCGGAGGUCCUGGGGCACGGUGUGUGAUGCUGACUUUGACCAGCGGGACGCAGAGGUUGUGUGCAGGGAGCUGGGCUGUGGAGUUCCUAAAGAGCUGCGGGGGGCAGCUGCGUUUGGCCAGGGGGAGGGCCAGGUGUGGGCAGAGGAGAUUCAGUGUUCAGGCAACGAAUCUCACAUUUACUACUGUCCCAAAGCACCCUCACAGAAUGAAUCCUGCUCCCAUGGAAACGAUGUGGGACUGGUGUGUUCUGGCAGUGAGGAUGUGAGGCUGGUGAAUGGAAGCAGCCCCUGUGCUGGGAGAGUGGAGGUUUACCAUCAGGGAGAGUGGGGGACAGUGUGUGGUGAUUACUGGGGUUUGAAAGAUGCUGGGGUGGUCUGUGAACAGCUGGGCUGUGGAGAUGCUGUAGAUGCACCAGGAGAUGCUCACUUUGGAGAAGGGUCUGGGAACAUAUGGAUGGAUAAUGUAUUCUGCUGGGGAUCAGAAUUCACACUGAAGGAGUGUUGGUCACCAGGAUGGGGUGAACAUAACUGUGGUCAUAAUGAGGAUGCUGGAGUGAUCUGCUCAGAGGUCAGGCUGGUGGGCGGGGCUGACCUGUGCUCUGGGAGAGUAGAGGUGCAUCAUGGGAGCUCCUGGGGCACGGUGUGUGAUGCUGACUUUGACCAGCGGGACGCAGAGGUUGUGUGCAGGGAGCUGGGCUGUGGAGUUCCUAAAGAGCUGCGGUGGGCAGCUGCGUUUGGCCAGGGGGAGGGCCAGGUGUGGGCAGAGGAGAUUCAGUGUUCAGGCAAUGAAUCUCAAAUUUACUUCUGUCCCAAAGCACCCUCACAGAAUCAACCCUGCUCCCAUGGAAACGAUGUGGGACUGGUGUGUUCUGGCAGUGAGGAUGUGAGGCUGGUGAAUGGAGGCAGCCCCUGUGCUGGGAGAGUGGAGGUUUACCAUCAGGGAGAGUGGGGGACAGUGUGUCAUGGGGGCUGGGGUUUGACACAUGCUGGGGUGGUGUGUAGACAGCUGGGCUGUGGAGAUGCUGUAGCAGCACCAGGAGAUGCUCACUUUGGACACGGGUCUGGGACAAUAUGGAUGGAUGAUGUGUUCUGCUGGGGAUCAGAAUCCACACUGAAGGAGUGUGACUCACGAGGAUGGGGUGUACAUAACUGUGGUCAUGGAGAUGAUGCUGGAGUGAUCUGCUCAGGCAGUGAGGAUGUGAGGCUGGUGAAUGGAAGCAGCCCCUGUGCUGGGAGAGUGGAGGUUAACCAUCAGGGAGAGUGGGGGACGGUGUGUGAUCAUGGCUGGAGUGUGAGACAAGCUGGGGUGGUGUGUAGACAGCUGGGCUGUGGAGAUGCUGUAGAAGCACCAGGACGUGCUCGCUUUGGACAAGGGUCUGGGAGAAUAUGGAUGGAUGAUGUGUUCUGCUGGGGAUCCGAAUCCUUACUGAAGGAGUGUGACUCACGAGGAUGGGGUGUACAUAACUGUGGUCAUGGAGAUGAUGCUGGAGUGAUCUGCUCAGCUCCAGCCCCUCGAAAAGUCCGGCUGGUGGGCGGGGCUGACCUGUGCUCUGGGAGAGUAGAGAUGUAUCAUGGGAGCUCCUGGGGCACGGUGUGUGAUGCUGACUUUGACCAGCAGGACGCAGAGGUUGUGUGCAGGGAGCUGGGCUGUGGAGUUCCUAAAGAGCUGCGGGGGGCAGCUGCGUUUGGCCAGGGGGAGGGCCCGGUGUGGGCAGAGGAGAUUCAGUGUUCAGGCAACGAAUCUCACAUUUACUUCUGUCCCAAAGCACCCUCACAGAAUCAACCCUGCUCCCAUGGAAACGAUGUGGGACUGGUGUGUUCUGGCAAUGAGGAUGUGAGGUUGGUGAAUGGAGGCAGCCCCUGUGCUGGGAGAGUGGAGGUUUACCAUCAGGAAGAGUGGGGGACAGUGUGUGAUGAUCGUUGGGAUAUGACAGAUGCUGAGGUGGUGUGUAGACAGCUGGGCUGUGGAGAUGCUGUAGCAGCACCAGGAGAUUCUCACUUUGGCCCAGGGUCUGGGAACAUAUGGAUGGAUGAAGUGUCCUGCAGGGGAUCAGAAUCCACACUGAAGGAGUGUCGCUCACGAGGAUGGGGUAAACAUGGCUGUAGUCAUGUAGAGGAUGCUGGAGUGAUCUGCUCAGCCCAUCGUAAGGUCAGGCUGGUGGGCGGGGCUGACCUGUGCUCUGGGAGAGUAGAGGUGCAGCAUGGGGGCUCCUGGGGCACGGUGUGUGAUGCUGACUUUGACCAGCGGGACGCAGAGGUUGUGUGCAGGGAGCUGGACUGUUGGGCUCCUGGAGAGUUGCGGGGGGCAGCUGCAUUUGGCCAGGGGGAGGGCCAGGUGUGGGCAGAGGAGAUUCAGUGUUCAGGCAACGAACCUCGCAUUUACUUCUGUCCCAAAGCACCCUCACAGAAUCAACCCUGCUCCCAUGGAAACGAUGUGGGACUGGUGUGUUCUGGGUACACCGAGUCCAGGCUGGCUGACGGCCCUGAUAACUGCUCUGGUCGAGUGGAGUUGCAGCACCUGGGUAUCUGGAGGCCAGUGUGUGAUGCAUGCUGGGACAGGAGAGCCUCCAAUGUCCUCUGUCAGCAGCUGAAGUGUGGGACUGCAGUGGCAGUGCCAGGACGGGCCUGGUUUGGAGAGGGGAGUGAGCAAAUCACAGCCGAUGUGUUUGAUUGCCAUGGGAACGAGACACGCCUCUCACAGUGUGCUGUUUCCUCAUGGAGCCGAGCUGUGCUCUCACAUGGACCGGAAGCGGGAGUCAUCUGCUCUGGCUCUGCCCUCUCAGCUCUGGACGGGACAGUGCGGCUGACUGGAGAGGGUGCGUGUGAGGGCCAGGUGGAGGUGUACUACCAGCAGACCUGGAGCAGAGUGGGGGGGUCCUGGAGCUUCAGUGAGGCCUCGGUGGCCUGCAGGCAGUUGGGCUGUGGCUCUGCAGUGCAGGUCUACAGCUCCUCUCCGUCUGGGACAGGGGGCAGUGGGGAGUGUCUGAUGGGGGUUCAGUGCUCCGGGAGAGAGGCUCACCUAGGGAACUGCAGCACUCCACACAAACUCGCCUGCAGCUCCAGGGAACAGGUGUCCAUCGUCUGUUCCAAUCACAGGACUCUCAGGCUGGUGGGGGGAGGGGGGGACUGUGCGGGACGGUUGGAGGUGUUCCACAGGGGCUCCUGGGGGACAGUUUGUGAUGACUCCUGGGACCUGGAGGAUGCUCAGGUGGUGUGCAGGCAGCUCCAGUGUGGGACGGCCCUCAGUGCCCCGCUACCCUCCUUCUUUGGGCCAGGAAAUGGAUCUGUCUGGCUGGAUGAGGUGGGCUGUGUGGGGAACGAGACGUCCCUGUGGGACUGUCCCACAGCCGGAUGGGGACAAACUGACUGUGGACACAAGGAGGACGUGGGGGUCGUGUGUUCAGAAUUCAAGGAGAUGAGACUGGCCGAGGGCUGUUCUGGGAAUUUGGAAGUUUUCUACAAUGGCACCUGGGGCAACGUGUGCUUCAAUAAAAUGACUACAGACACGGCUACUCUCAUAUGUCAGGAGCUGAACUGUGGGAAGAGCGGAUUUGUGUCUAACACACGGUCAAGACUGGAAUCAGCUCCAAACUGGCUGGAUCAAUUCAAAUGUCGCCGACAUGACUCCACUCUGUGGCAGUGCCCAUCAAAUCCUUGGAGUGAGAAUACCUGCGGGAAAACCAGCGUGGCUUCACUUACCUGCACAGGGGAAGAGGAUGAUCAAGUUCCACGAAGCAAAUUGUCACGUUCCUCAGCAGCAAAUCAGAGAGCUUACACAAGUCACUGGCCCCUCCGGCUGGUGGGGGGUGAAGGCGGGUGCUCUGGGAGGCUGGAGGUGUUCCACGAGGGCUCCUGGCGGAAGGUGUGUGGAGACUCCUGGGACACGAUGGACGUCCAGGUGGUGUGCAGACAGCUGGGCUGUGGGUCAGCAGGAAAGGCUCAUACUAAUGCUACAUUUGGGACGGGGAAGGACGACCCCUGGGUGACUGAGGUGAACUGCAGGGGCACUGAGAUGCACCUGUGGGACUGCCCACACCAGCACAGCCGCUGCCCACACCAGAACCAGGCUGGGGUCACCUGCACAGUUCCUUUAUCUGAGUCCAGCUCCACUGCAGGUACUCCUGCAAUGACUACACAACCAAAAUCACAGCCAGUUGUGUCCAAACAGCCAGUGCCUGGAUCAAAGGAGGCUCCGCCCAGCCCGUCUAUCCCAGCAGUGGCCUUCCUGGUGAUGGGGGCGCUGUUGUUCCUGCUGCUGGCAGUGCUGGGUGUUCUGCUGUUCCAGAACAGAGCGCUGAAGAGAGCCCUGUCUGAAUGGGACCACACCCCUCUGCAUGAAGCCGUCUACGAGGAAAUUGAGUACAAACUAGCUAGAGGGGGAACCUACAGCGCCCCCCGGUGGGGGAGUGGCCUAUCAGAGGAUCCGCCCUCUGGGUAUGAAGACGUGGAGGACGGCGAGGGACACUCCCUCUCAGGGGACCUGGUGAUGGAGGACACACCGGAGAACUAUGAUGAUGUCAUCCCAGCGGAUAAGCAUCCAGACAGUGUGCCAGGGGAGCUGGUGGAGGGAGAUGCACUAGAGCACUAUGAUGAUGUCAUCACUAUGCAGCCGGGCCCAGACGCUUUUCCAGGGGAUCAUGUGACAGACACUGAGGAGAAUUAUGAUGAUGCCGUGACUCUGGACUGGAUUCAAGUGGGGGAGAGUGUUCUGGCUGAAAGCCCUCCCGCUCCCUGGGGGAUGGACUAUGAUGAUGAGGAAGAGCUGCACGUGGAGGAUGAGGGAUUUGAAGAUGUGGACGACAGGGACCCAACGGCCCAUCAUCGUGCAGCACCAUCAGAUGCUGGGGUGGUGUGUGGACAGCUGGGCUGUGGAGAUGCUGUAGAAGCACCAGGAUAUGCUCACUUUGGCCCAGGGUCUGGGAGAAUAUGGAUGAGUGAUGUGUCCUGCGAGGGAUCAGAAUCUACCCUGACGAAGUGUCGGUCACCAGGAUGGACUUUACAGUACUGUGAUCAUCGAGAGGAUGCUGGAGUGAUCUGCUCAGCUCCAGUCCCUCGAAAAGUCAGGCUGGUGGGCGGGGCUGACCUGUGCUCUGGGAGAAUAGAGAUGCAUCAUGGGAGCUUGUGGGGCACGGUGUGUGAUGCUGACUUUGACCAGCGGGACGCAGAGGUUGUGUGCAGGGAGCUGGGCUGUGGAGUUCCUAAAGAGCUGCCGGGGGCAGCUGCGUUUGGCCAAGGGGAGGGCCAGGUGUGGGCAGAGGAGAUUCAGUGUUCAGGCAACGAAUCUCACAUUUACUUCUGUCCCAAAGCACCCUCACAGAAUCAACCCUGCUCCCAUGGAAACGAUGUGGGACUAGUGUGUUCUGGGUACACUGGGUCCAGGCUGGCUGACGGCCCUGAUAACUGCUCUGGUCGAGUGGAGCUGCAGGACCUGGAUAACUGGGGGACAGUGUGUGAUGCAUGCUGGGACAGGAGAGCCUCCAAUGUCCUCUGUCAGCAGCUGAAUUGUGGGACUGCAGUGGCAGUGCCAGGACAGGCCUGGUUUGGAGAGGGGAAUGGGUCAAUCAGAGCCGAUGUGUUUGAUUGCCAUGGGAACGAGACACACCUCUCACAGUGUGCUGUUUCCUCAUGGAGCCGAGCUGUGCUCUCACAUGGACAGGAUGCUGGAGUCAUCUGCUCUGGCUCUGCCCUCUCAGCUCUGGAUGGGACGGUGCGGCUGGCUGGAGAGGGUGCGUGUGAGGGCCAGGUGGAGGUGUACUACCAGCAGACCUGGAGCAGAGUGGGGGGGUCCUGGAGCUUCAGUGAGGCCUUGGUGGCCUGCAGGCAGCUGGGCUGUGGCUCUGCAGUGCAGGUCUACAGCUCCUCUCCGUCUGGGACGGGGGGCACUGGGGAGUGUCUGAUGGGGGUUCAGUGCUCCGGGAGAGAGGCUCACCUGGGGAACUGCAGCACUCCACACAAACUCACCUGCAGCUCCAGGGAACAGGUGUCCAUCGUCUGUUCCAAUCACAGGUCUCUCAGGCUGGUGGGGGGAGGGGGGGACUGUGCGGGACGGUUGGAGGUGUUCCAUAGGGGCUCCUGGGGGACAGUUUGUGAUGACUCCUGGGACCUGGAGGAUGCUCAGGUGGUGUGCAGGCAGCUCAGGUGUGGGACGGCCCUCAGUGCCCCGCUACCCUCCUUCUUUGGGCCAGGAAAUGGACCUGUCUGGCUGGAUGAAGUGGGCUGUGUGGGGAACGAGACGUCCCUGUGGGACUGUCCCACAGCCGGAUGGGGACAAACUGACUGUGGACACAAGAAGGACGUGGGGGUCGUGUGUUCAGAGUUCAAGGAGAUGAGACUGGCCGAGGGCUGUUCUGGGAAUUUGGAAGUUUUCUACAACGGCACCUGGGGCAACGUGUGCUACAAUCAAAUGACUAGAGACACGGCUACUCUCAUAUGUCAGGAGCUGAACUGUGGGAAGAGCACAUUUGUGUCUAAAACACAGUCAAGACUGGAAUCAGCUCCAAACUGGCUGGAUCAUUUCAGAUGUCGCCCACAUGACUCCACUCUGUGGCAGUGCCCAUCAAAGCCUUGGGGUGAGAAUACCUGCGGGCAAACCAGCGUGGCAUCGCUUAACUGCACAGGGGAAGAGGAUGAUGAAGUUCCACGAAGCAAAUUGUCAUGUUCCUCAGCAGCAAAUCAGGGAGCUUGCACAAGUCACUGGCCCCUCCGGCUGGUGGGGGGUGCAGGCAGGUGCUCUGGGAGGCUGGAGGUGUUGCACGAGGGCUCCUGGUGGAAGGUGUGUGGAGACUCCUGGGACACGAUGGACGUCCAGGUGUUGUGCAGACAGCUGGGCUGUGGGUCAGCAGGAAAGGCUCAUAGUAAUGCUCCAUUUGGGACGGAGAAGGACGACCCCUGGCUGACUGAGGUGAACUGCAGGGGCACUGAGAUGCACCUGUGGCACUGCCCACACCAGCACAGCCGCUGCCCACACCAGAACCAGGCUGUGGUCACCUGCACAGUUCCUUUAUCUGAGUCCAGCUCCACUGCAGGUACUCCUGCAAUGACUACAAUACCAAAAUCACAGCCAGUUGUGAAGGAGGCUCUGCCCAGCCCGUCUAUCCCAGCAGUGGCCUUCCUGGUGAUGGGGGUGCUGUUGUUCCUGCUGCUGGCAGUGCUGGGUGUUCUGCUGUUCCAGAACAGAGCGCUGAAGAGAGCCCUGUCUGAAUGGGACCACGCCCCUCUGCACGAAGCCGUCUACGAGGAGAUCGAGUACAAACUAGCUAGAGGGGGAACCUACAGCGCCCCCCGGUGGGGGAGUGGCCUAUCAGAGGAUCCGCCCUCUGGGUAUGAAGACGUGGAGGACGGCGAGGGACACUCCCUCUCAGGGGACCUGGUGAUGGAGGACACACCGGAGAACUAUGAUGAUGUCAUCCCAGCGGAUAAGCGUCCAGACAGUGUGCCAGGGGAGCUGGUGGAGGGAGAUGCACUAGAGCACUAUGAUGAUGUCAUCACUAUGCAGCCGGGCCCAGACGCUUUUCCAGGGGAUCAUGUGACAGAUACUGAGGAGAAUUAUGAUGAUGCCGUGACUCUGGACUGGAUUCAAGGGAGAGUGUUCUGGCUGAAAGCCCUCCAGCUCCCAGGGGGAUGGACUAUGAUGAUGUGUGGGAGUAGCCUCCUGAAAGAGGAGGAACACUGGAACCAGGUGAUGGAGGACACACCGGAAGACUAUGAUUAUGUCAUCACAGCGGAUAAGCAUCCAGACAGUGUGGCCGGGGAGCUGGUGGAGGGAGAUGCAACAGAGGACUAUGAUGAUGUCAUCACCAUGCAGCCGGGCACAGACGCUUUUCCAGUGUAUUGUGUGACAGACCCAGAGGAGAUUUAUGAUGAUGUCGUGACUGGACUGCAUUCAAGUGGGGGAGAGUGUUCUGGCUGAAAGCCCUCCAGCUCCCAGGGGGAUGGACUAUGAUGAUGUGUGGGAGUAGCCUCCUGAAAGAGGAGGAACACUGUGAGAUUGACAGUUUUAACUUCGGAAGUGUCCACCCACAAGUUUGGAUAGAAGAACUUACAUGGACUCCUUUAUCCUACACAUCUCAAGCAAAAUGUUUUAUUGUCAUAAAACCAUAUCCCACUAGAUCAAUUAUUCAUGAAGUAAUAAUUCACCUGAAAUUAUUUGCUGUGGACUCCUUAGCUCAUUCAUAAAUUAGCUCAUUGGAAAUGCUGGUACUUGUAUACAUUGUGAACAAUAACUUGCAUUCACUGACACAAUGAGACAGUUACUUUUUCUGACCAAGAUGAUGAUGUACAACAACUACAUGGAGUAAGUACUGGCCACUUCAAUAUGAAAUUAAUGAAUCAACAUUUUUGGAAUGUAAAAAUGAAAACUGUGUUUUAGCCUGUGUAAGCUUUUGCUAUAGAUUUGUUUGUAUUUAUAUCAAACCCUUUCAGUUUUGGCUGCUGUGUUCAUGUGCAGGUCAGAGCUGUACAUGUUGGCUCUCUCUGAUUGACACAUGGAACGGUAGCCAGACAGCACUUAUCCAGCAUCAUACUUAUUUGCAAGAUCACAUUUUUAAAUAUGCUUUCAUUGCACAUAGCGGAUGAGUUUGUUCAUCUUUCCAUCUGAGCAGAAGAACAAGACAGUAAGUCUCCACUGGCUGCUUUGUUACUAUUCAAAACUAUUUCAGUACUACUUAUUUCAUACUGCUUUCAUUACUUCUCAAAUUAGUUUAAUUUUUUUUAACAAAAAAUAUUUUUUAAAUACUUUAUAUAUAUUUUUUAUUUUUUUAUUUUGAUGCUAGAUCUUGGAGAAUUAUACUGCUUUUCAUAGACAAGAUUUUAUAAAAAUUAAAUAUUAUAUUUUGCUAAAAUACUCAACAUGUAUUUCUUAGCCUUAUGAAGCAAUACCAGUAUUUUUAACAGCUGUGUGUCAAUAAGAUAUUUUUAAAUAAAGCUGAAAGACUGAUUGAACUUU